GGCAUUGGCCAUUCGGUUGGCAUUUAUGUAACGUGUGGGUAGCAUGCGACGUUUUGAGCUGCUCGUCUUCGAUUCUGCACAUGUGUUUUAUAUCAUUAGGAAGAUAUUUAGGUAUAAGAAACCCUUUAAUUCAACGAAGAAGCUCUAAAAAAAUGGUAUUCACGAAAAUUGCAUUGGUAUGGUUACUGGCCAUGUUUAUUACCAGUCCGAUAAUUGUGCUCUCUCUUAUUGACAGAACAAACGUUCAAGCAACACCAAAUGUAUGUGUAAUCAAUAACCAGUUUUUCUUCGUCUUUGGCUCUUUGUUCGCUUUUUACAUACCUAUGUUUAUAAUGGUGACAACAUAUGUAUUGACCGUGAGAUUAUUACAGAAAAAAGCCAUGUCGUUAGCAGACAGAAAAGACGAAUGUAGUAAAGCUGUACGUUUCAGUUCUUCUAAUGGAGAAACUGGACGUCACGUCGAUUUACGAGACUAUUGUACGUCACAGAAAUUUUUGCUAAGCCGUGAGCAAUUCUCCNAACAAUAUUAA
This is a messenger RNA of Centruroides sculpturatus (bark scorpion), 530 nucleotides long. RefSeq names its product 5-hydroxytryptamine receptor 2C-like. The transcript has a single exon. NCBI's taxonomy places the organism in Eukaryota, Metazoa, Arthropoda, Arachnida, Scorpiones, Buthidae. Gene Ontology annotation, biological process: serotonin receptor signaling pathway; chemical synaptic transmission; G protein-coupled receptor signaling pathway, coupled to cyclic nucleotide second messenger. Gene Ontology annotation, molecular function: G protein-coupled serotonin receptor activity; serotonin binding; neurotransmitter receptor activity. The record is from RefSeq and is a predicted model, not a curated record. The annotation marks the transcript as partial. Gene Ontology annotation, cellular component: membrane; dendrite.